UUUAGCUCCAAAUCGUAAUUAAGGUUUCUCUGCAGGAGUCCGGUUCAGAUGCGAAGAUAAUAAUUUAGACGGUCUGAAAUGGCACAAUAAUAAAGCGGUAUCUUGAAUUUACAGAACAGGAGUGUUUCUUGAAGAAAUCUUGUUCGUCGAGGAUGAAGAUGAAGAUGGCGGUGAUGUUUGUGUUGGUAUCACUACUUAUAUUGCAGUCCCAAGCUUAUAGGCCAGGUGAUAUCGUUCCCAUGAGCAAAAUGGGUCAAUACCACUCUACGAGAACUGUUUGGACUGACAUGAUUGGUCGCCACUGUCCCAUUUUCGGUGUCAAUCGUGAGGUUUUGAUUCCUAUACCAAAGCCAACUGGUUAUACUGGAGCUGAUCCAUAUAAGAUAUCAUUUCAAGUUGGAAGAGAAAAGUUUCUUGUUCCCUGGCUUCUUUUAAUAAAUAGGAAAAGUACUGAGGUUCCUAUGAUUGAUGUGCAUCUGAGGUACUCAGGAAAUGAUAUGCUCGGUGUUACUGCUAAAGUUGUAGAUAUGCCUCAUCGUUAUAUUGAACUCCAUCCUGAUAUAAGGAAACAAUUUUGGGACUCACAACAUUGGCCAAAACACGUGCUUGUCAGAUAUACAUGGAAGGAGCAGUCUGAGAUAGAUGUGGCAGCUGGGUUCUAUGUCCUCUUUGGAUCGGCAUUACUCAUGUCUGUUAUUCUCUCGAUCUUCAUAUUGCAGUCCUCUGGAGACAAAUUCUCAAGGUUUGUUAAAGAAACUGUUGCAGAGACCAGCAUGCCAGGCGGCGGAGUGGCAAAAGUUGAAUGAUCAAAGAGGGCUCUGAAGUUUUCACGGAAAACAUCAUUGGAAGUGCUGUGUUCUUGCUCCUCAUCACCAGUGUUUUUUUUCUCUCUUUUGUGGAACUGGACAUUUAGAAUGAAAGAUCAUAGAAAUUCUUACACAUGAUCUUAGAAUCAUCUCAUUGGUGAUAAUCUCAAAAUCCUCUGCACAGAUCUGGGAAUAAUCUUACGCUAGAAGCAAAUUCUGUAUUAUUUUUUUACUUAGAACUGGCUUACCUGCAUAGUCCAUUAAGGUUUCUUUCGUUAACAAUACAUAGUUAUGAUUUAUGUUUAUCGUUAUUUUAACA
Daucus carota subsp. sativus is the source of this 1125-nucleotide messenger RNA. RefSeq lists its product as uncharacterized. Bases 153 to 806 code for a protein of 217 amino acids. The record is from RefSeq and is a predicted model, not a curated record. The transcript is spliced from 9 exons. NCBI's taxonomy places the organism in Eukaryota, Viridiplantae, Streptophyta, Magnoliopsida, Apiales, Apiaceae.